This is a messenger RNA of Alternaria postmessia, 2547 nucleotides long. RefSeq lists its product as uncharacterized. Gene Ontology annotation, molecular function: carbohydrate binding; hydrolase activity, hydrolyzing O-glycosyl compounds. Gene Ontology annotation, biological process: carbohydrate metabolic process. The record is from RefSeq and is a predicted model, not a curated record. The coding region runs from base 1 to 2547 and encodes 848 amino acids. Lineage: Eukaryota; Fungi; Ascomycota; Dothideomycetes; Pleosporales; Pleosporaceae. The transcript has a single exon.
AUGCUUGAGCAUGUCAUCAGCGGCUACCAAGCUGCCGCCGCAACAGAAACAUCAAACUCGAGUGUUCAAUUGCAGUCUAACUCGGGUGACUUCACAUUUACGUUCGAUGCAUUACGACCUGGCCUUUUCCGAACAACGUUCACCUCACCAAAGCAUCUGUUGCCGCCGCACCGAGCUACGCCGGUGCCAGACAAGACCCUGGACCAUGCGGAUGCAGGCCUGGUCACAUCAAACGCUAGUUCAAAGACAUUAGCCGUUGAUGGCGUAACCGCGAAUGUGGACUGGGAAAGUGGCGUACCCAUCGUUUCAAUCACACUUCCUGGCCAAAAAACACCUAUUCAUACCGACCUUCCCAACCGUUCGUACGUCGCUGAUGGACCUGGAAUAUCUCAUUACACGCGUUACAACAAUGGAACCCUCCAUCUUGGUCUCGGCGAGAAGCCAGCACCCAUGGAUCUAUCGAACCGUCACUUCGUUCUUUCCGCCACCGAUUCUUUUGGCUACGACGUAUAUCGCACAGAUCCCAUGUAUAAGCACAUUCCGCUUCUCAUCAAUGCUACUCCGGAAGGCUGUGUUGGUAUCUUCUCAACAUCGCAUGCCCGUGGCUUCUAUUCUGUAGGCUCGGAGAUGGACGGCAUGUGGGGGCGUUUCAAGGUCUACCGUCAGGACUAUGGCGGCCUAGAGGAGUAUCUACUAGUUGGAAAGACGCUACCAGAUAUCGUACGCAUUUACGCUGACCUUGUUGGUCACCCGUUACUAGUACCGCGGUGGGCGUUUGGCUAUCUAGCCGGCGGUAUGAAGUACUCCAUGACGGACGACCCACCAGCGAGUCAGAGUUUGAUGGAAUUUGCUGCUAAGCUAAAGGAACAUGACAUCCCUUGCUCUGGUAUGCAGAUGUCAUCUGGCUAUACGGUUGCAGAGACGGAGCCGAAGACGCGCAAUGUCUUUACAUGGAACAAACACCGGUUUCCUGAUCCAAAAGGCUGGAUUGAUGCUUACCAUAAGGAGGGUAUCAGGCUUAUCGCUAACGUGAAGCCGUAUGUUUUGGGCACACAUCCAGAGUAUCAAAAGCUCAAGGAAGCUGGGGCAUUCUUCACGGAUUCUUUGACGUUGGCAUCUGCUGAGGCUAGACUGUGGAGUGCAGGUGGUGGUGAGAGCGGUGUCGGCGGUCAUAUUGACUUCACUUCCAAAGCGGGAUACAAGUGGUGGUAUGACGGGAUCCGCCAAUUGAAGCGAGAAGGCAUCGAUUGUAUCCGGAAUGAUAACAACGAAUACACUAUCCCGCACGAUGGCUGGCAGUGCGCAUUGGACGAACCGACAGUUACCCAAGAGCCCAAGAGCGGCGGUUACGGCAAAGAUAUCGGGUUUUGGGGCCGCGCACUGAACACAGAACUGAUGGGCAAAUCCUCACAUGACGCCUCCCUUGACAUAGAGCCCUCGCAACGUCCGUUCAUCCUGACCCGUAGCGCUACAGCCGGAACGCUUCGCUAUUGUGCUAGUGCCUGGAGCGGCGACAACGUAACAUCUUGGCCGGGCAUGAAGGGUGCGAACGCAUUAUCUCUCACGGCUGGAGUGUGUCUGAUGCAAUGCUACGGCCAUGACAUAGGCGGUUUCGAAGGCCCACAGCCGAGCCCCGAACUCCUUGUCCGUUGGUGCCAACAAGGUAUCUACAGUCCGCGCUUCGCCAUCAAUUGCUUCAAGACCGGCAAAGACAACAGUGUCGGCGAUGUGAUUGAGCCUUGGAUGUAUCCGGAGGUUACGGGUUUGAUACGGGAUACUAUCAAGCGCCGUUACGAACUUAUUCCUUACCUGUACUCGCUGGCCUUGCAUUCUCAUAUGUCUGCAACUCCGCCACAGCGUUGGACUGGUUGGGGAUAUGAGAACGAUCAGGAAAUCUGGGCGAACAAGGUACUGACCGACGGCGAAACACAGUACUGGCUUGGCGAUGCAUUGCUGGUCGGUGGUGUUUUCACUCCUGGUGCUGAGACUUCUAGCAUGUAUCUUCCCAAGGACUUAGCAGACUCGGAUGCCGCGUUUCUGGAUCUCAACAACGAGCCACAGACAUACUAUGACGCUGGUCAGUGGGUCGAUAUUUCAGCGCGUUGGGAAUCGAGCAUUCCAGUGCUAGCGAAAGUGGGAAGUGCAAUUCCGGUUGGACGUGCCGAACAAGUCCUCUCAGUGGGCGAGACGAGCAAUCCAGCGAAUCUACCACAUGACGACUACCGCGCCGUGGAAAUCUUCCCUCCAAAGGCUUCUUCGAAAGGCAAGGAGUAUGAAUCUGUUUGGUUUGAAGACGAUGGUGUUUCGCCGCCACCAGCCAAGAUCUCAGUCUUCACGGUCAAGUACGAGACGACUGAAACUCAAGUACUGGUCCAGUACAAAGAGAAACUGCAAGAAGGGUUCAGACCACAUUGGGAGGAGCUGGAGAUCAUCUUGCCAAGAGGUGAUACGAGGAGUGUGGUGUUCAAUGGGGCGGAUGCGGUGAAAACAGGAGUUGACAAGCAGGGGAGAGAAAAGUGGAAGUGCAGUAUCGAGAGCAGAAAGUAA